This is a messenger RNA of Penicillium macrosclerotiorum, 1758 nucleotides long. RefSeq names its product calcium-binding mitochondrial carrier protein. The coding region runs from base 1 to 1758 and encodes 585 amino acids. The transcript has 8 exons. Lineage: Eukaryota; Fungi; Ascomycota; Eurotiomycetes; Eurotiales; Aspergillaceae. The record is from RefSeq and is a predicted model, not a curated record. Gene Ontology annotation, molecular function: ATP transmembrane transporter activity; calcium ion binding. Gene Ontology annotation, biological process: transmembrane transport.
AUGGCCCCCGGCGAGUCGAAAGAUGAGCGUGACGAACGAGUUGCCCGUCUCUGGGACACCUUGGACACGCGCAAAGAGGGUCAUCUGGAUCUGAAUGGAUUGAAGAAGGGCUUGAAGAAGAUCGACCAUCCUCUUAAAAAUGCGGAUGAAAUGCUGCGCAACAUCCUACGCGAAGUUGAUACCAAUGGCGAUGGCCAGAUUGACAAUGACGAGUUCCGAGCUUUUAUCGACCACACCGAGUCCGGGCUAUGGCAGAUGUUCCAGUCGAUCGAUCGAAAUCAUAAUGGAGAAAUCGACAAGGCAGAGCUAAAAAGUGCAUUUUCACAAUCUGGGGUUACCGUGUCGAGUGCAAAGCUAGACGAGUUUUUCGCCGAGAUUGACAAAAACAACGACGGUGUAAUCACUUACACGGAAUGGAGGGACUUUCUUCUCUUCUUGCCGCUACGUUCCCCGUCGGACCUUCGCGCUCUCUUGUCAUACUACACGGCAACGGGCAAUCUAAACCCGGAAGGAGAUGUCCACAUCAAUGAUCUGCAGGGUUUAGGUACAGACCACACAUUUCUUAACCGUUAUCUCCUGGCUCUCAAGAGCCUUUUGUACAAUAUCCUCUCCCUGCCCGCGUUGGCCUCCCUCCUUCCAUCCGCGUUAGCGCAAAUCACCAGCCCGACAACUUUGACCACCGCUAUCGGGAAUGACUUUGCCUCGUUAGACGGUGAUUUCGAGUUGGAGUGGCUGUCUAUCCCCAAGACAACCGCCAUGUGGAUGUCUCUCCGCUAUUAUGAACGGAAGUUGACCGAAAAUACCCCUCAAUUAGGCUACUUUAUCGCAGGUGGGAUUGCGGGCGUCGUCUCCAGAACGGCUACUGCUCCUCUCGAUCGACUCAAAGUCUAUCUCAUUGCCCAGACUGGCGUAAGACAAACGGCAGUUCAGGCGGCGAAGGAGGGAGCUCCCUUGGCAGCCGCAGGGAAUGCAUCCAGGUCAUUGCUUGAUGCCCUCAAGGAGUUAUGGAGGGCUGGUGGCAUGCGAAGUUUGUUUGCAGGUAAUGGAUUAAACGUCCUCAAGGUCAUGCCAGAAUCUGCAAUCAAGUUUGGAGCCUAUGAGUCGGCGAAACAAGCUUUUGCGAGGCUCGAAGGGCACAAUGAUCCUAAACGAUUGAGACCCACUUCGCAAUUUCUGUCUGGCGGUAUUGGUGGAAUGGUUGCUCAAUGCUUUGUAUACCCCCUCGAUACAUUGAAAUUCCGCAUGCAAUGCUCAACUGUGGAAGGUGGCCUGAAAGGAAACAAGCUCAUUGCAGCGACUGCACGCAAAGUGUGGAAUGCCAAUGGGCUGCUUGGCUUUUUCCGUGGUCUUCCACUUGGUCUUAUUGGAAUGUUUCCCUAUGCGGCAAUCGACCUGACAACUUUUGAAUAUUUGAAACGCGCCCUUCUCGCUAGACAGGCCCGGUUGAAACAUUGCCACGAAGACGACGUACCGCUGAACAAUUUCGUGACUGGAGCAAUUGGCGCUCUUAGUGGAGGACUGAGUGCCUCAGUCGUCUACCCCCUCAACGUGCUCCGGACCCGACUGCAGGCUCAAGGUACUGUGCUUCAUCCAACCACAUACACCGGCAUUGGUGAUGUUGCCCGCAAAACCCUCCAGACCGAAGGUCCUCGUGGUUUCUAUAAGGGUCUCACACCCAAUCUCCUCAAAGUGGCACCGGCCGUGUCUAUUAGCUACGUGGUUUAUGAGAACUCGAAGCGAAUGCUUGGUUUGAAAUAA